AUGUCUCUCAAAUACCUCGACUCGGCGAGAAAGAUUCUCUGCAUUGGUAGAAACUACGCUGCUCAUAUCAAGGAGCUUAACAAUCUUGCACCCCAGCAGCCAUUCUUUUUCCUAAAGCCAUCCUCGUCGAUCUUACGCCCCAACAAUGGUCCUUUCUUGGUGCCCAAGGGUGUCGUUGUUCAUCAUGAGGUCGAAUUGGCAUUCACUUUAAACAGGACACUCAAAAACUUGCCUUCUUCUUUCAGUCACGAGGAAGCUUUGGAGGCAAUCGAGGGUUACGCCUUAACAAUUGACAUGACUGCAAGAAAUGUGCAAGACGAGGCCAAGAAGAAAGGCUUGCCUUGGUCAAUUGGGAAAGGAUUUGAUACGUUCUUGCCAGUUUCAGGGUUUAUUCCCAAGCAGCGUAUUCCCGAUCCUUAUAAAAUUUGCUUGCAGCUCUCGGUCAAUGGUGAGAAAAGACAGGACGAUUUAACUAGCCUAAUGAUCUUCCCUAUCCACAAGAUCUUGAGCCACAUGUCACUGAUAAUGACACUCGAGAAAGGCGACCUAAUUCUAACAGGCACUCCUAAGGGCGUUGGCCCGGUGGUUCCAGGCGAUCAUAUCGUGGCCAGCUUGACAGUGGGAGACGAGGUUUUGGAGACAAUUGACAUUCGUGCGGAGGAAAAGGAGGGCCCCUACGUAUUUAAGGAGACUUAA
Candidozyma auris is the source of this 696-nucleotide messenger RNA. RefSeq lists its product as uncharacterized. Gene Ontology annotation, cellular component: mitochondrion. The coding region runs from base 1 to 696 and encodes 231 amino acids. NCBI's taxonomy places the organism in Eukaryota, Fungi, Ascomycota, Pichiomycetes, Serinales, Metschnikowiaceae. Gene Ontology annotation, molecular function: acetylpyruvate hydrolase activity. The record is from RefSeq and is a predicted model, not a curated record. The transcript has a single exon.